AUGGCGUUCAAUUUCAACUGGUCGCCAUUGAUGGCCGACGCGGGUUUCUACACCCGCGCUCAGGACCUGUUGACGGCUGCAUUGAAUAAGUCACCAAAACCACCUAUUAUAGUCGACGACAUUAAAGUCACAGAGCUGAAUCUGGGUUCCAUACCUCCAGAUCUCGAAAUCCUCGAAGUCGGCGACCUUGCGGAAGACCGGUUUCGCGGUAUCUUCAAGAUGUCGUAUAAUGGCGAUGCUUUUUUGACGUUGAAGACAAGAGUGCAAGCGAAUCCGUUGAAUACGUUUUUAGUUACGCGACCGUCUUUCGCGUCACCGAAGCCGCUGGCCGCGGCUGCUGGCUUAACUAUACCACUACAGAUUACACUCUCGGAAUUUCGAUUAUCAGGUUUCGUCGUAUUGGUGUUUUCGAAACAGAAGGGAAUUACGGUGUCAUCGACCUUCGAUUCGAUUUCAUUUGUACGCGACUACUUGCAAAAGGCGAUUGAGGGACAACUCCGAGCUCUGUUUAUGGACGAAUUACCGGCCAUCAUACAUCGACUAUCAUUGCGACUGUGGGUGCCGGAAUAUCGCGAUAGAGAAUCAGAAUCGGUCAAUACUCUAGAUCAAUCUUCAGGCCCCGGUCAAGACCCUCUUGCAAGCCCUCCUCAGGAUCCAGUCGACGCAUCGGGAAAUGCACUCAACCCGUCAGAAGUUGCUUCACUGUCGUUAGACUCCGGGGUCGAGAUUCACUCACUAUUUUCACAGAAAAACUUACUUCGAUUGGCAGCAUUGACUGAUUCACAGCGCACAUUGUCGCUGUUUACGCCAUCUAUCAAAGAUGUUGUAUAUAGAGCCUGGACUGCAUCAACGGAACUUGGAGAUAGCAACACAUUGACGUCACCUGCUAGCCCGGUUCUAUCUCGCGCUCAGUCUCAUAUCGGCUCCCUCCAUUCUUUCGUCGACAAUGCUAGCACGAUAUCGAUGCAAAGCGGUGGAUCGAGCAAUUUCAGCGGCCACGGCCUAAAUUUGAGAUCGGGGCGACACCCGCGGCCCCAUGGUAAAAAGCGCAAGAAGCGCGUCGUUGAUCUGCGUCGACCAAAGACUACAGACGACAUGGAAAGCGUAAGUGGAGAGAGUGUUUUCUCUUCUGAGAAUGCCACUAGUGCUCCUACGAUUUUCUCGUCUCCGGCCCAAUUUUCCGAGGAAAAGAACGACGAUCCGGUGACUCCACCACUUGCGCCUCAGAAUGAUUUGCAUCUGCCUACUAUUCAUGAACGCCGAAGAAUCAGCCAAGGUGAACACACCCUGACCCGGCGCUCUGUGCCAUCAAUGUCAGAGGUUGCACAACCCUCUUCCAGUCGCAACUCCGCUGCGAUGAUUGCAGACACAUGGCCGGAUCCUGAUGCCACGCCUCGCAAUUCGAUACGCUUACCGAGCUCCGACCGAGCAAACAAUCCGCUUACAACUGCACAUCUUCCGAGCUCUGCAAUUCAAUAUCCCCCGCCGAUUCCCGACAACAACGAUCCUAGGCAACAAGCCUGGCUUUCCAAAAUGGCAGCCGAACUAGCCCGCAGGAUCCAAGAAGAAAAAGUCGGUCCUUCCGGAUCAAGGCCGUUUCCAGAUUUCUGGGAUGAUCAUAGUCGAGAGGAAAUUCCACCUCCGGCCUACGGUCACUAAAACAUUCUCUUUUCUCUUUCCUUUGUUAUCUCCUUUCCCUCUGCAUAUAAUCUCCUAGUCAGCGUUCUUCCGCCGGGUUGCAGAUUCACGACCGUUAUGAUCCUAAUGUAAUGUUUUUAUGCUCGUUUCCCCUUUUUUCCUGGACAUCCAUACUCGGAAAGCGGGCAUCUUCAUAUUGUAUAUAAUCUGCAUCGUUCCUCUCCAUUCAAUCGGCUGACACAACCGAUUACUACCUUGUUUUUGUUCAUUGUUGUAUUUCUAUUUCUGUUUUUGUGACUGUUAUUCUUUUUUUUUCCUUUACCAUUAAAAUGAUACCACUAGCGGUCUUUGGGAAUUCUGUUUACUCCGGCACUCUUUACUAAUUUAUGCACUGCUUUUCGUUCUGACUGGGAGAAUUUGUCGUUUUUGUUCUUUUGCAUUGUUUGUAAGCUAUUGAUUAGAAUAUCUCGGAGCUCCCUACUCUCAUGAAAUUGAUAGCGAUCAUUUUGUCUUGGGUUUGAUUUUGUGUGUGGGUUUUUGUCGCUCAUUACUCAGACUCAUAGCUUCUA
This is a messenger RNA of Talaromyces stipitatus ATCC 10500, 2207 nucleotides long. RefSeq lists its product as uncharacterized. The record is from RefSeq and is a predicted model, not a curated record. Gene Ontology annotation, cellular component: ERMES complex. The coding region runs from base 1 to 1659 and encodes 552 amino acids. Lineage: Eukaryota; Fungi; Ascomycota; Eurotiomycetes; Eurotiales; Trichocomaceae. Gene Ontology annotation, molecular function: lipid binding. Gene Ontology annotation, biological process: mitochondrion organization; phospholipid transport. The transcript is spliced from 2 exons.